This is a messenger RNA of Misgurnus anguillicaudatus (oriental weatherfish), 3188 nucleotides long. RefSeq names its product potassium channel tetramerization domain containing 6a (gene kctd6a). Lineage: Eukaryota; Metazoa; Chordata; Actinopteri; Cypriniformes; Cobitidae. The record is from RefSeq and is a predicted model, not a curated record. Gene Ontology annotation, biological process: protein homooligomerization. Gene Ontology annotation, molecular function: protein binding.
GUGUCACUUCCGGUCAUUCCACAUUGUGACUUGUGUCAUCCGUCCUACACUGUGCGCAUCCUUAACAUGAACUUUACAUUUAUUUUACACCCGUACUCGGGUAAAACGAUUCACUUUGGGAAACGACAGCUUUAAAAUGUUUACAUCUUUGAGGAACGUAAUGAAAAAAUCUGAUUUAGCAAACAGGAACGCAAACUAACGCGUUUACGCAUCUGCUGUCCUCCAUAUUUCUGAUGCAUCGGACCGUCCGACGGAUAAAGAGUCGAGACUAAAAUUUUCAACGAGGUUAAGUUUUUCUACACUAGUGUUUCACUAUCACUGAAUAAAACCAAACGCUUGGCCUUAUGGAGAAUGGCGACUGGAAACACAUGAUGACGGAUACCGUUACCCUAAAUGUUGGCGGCCAUUUGUACACGACAUCACUGACGACUCUCCAGCGUUAUCCGGACUCCAUGUUGGGCGCCAUGUUUCGUGGCGACUUCCCCACCACGCGAGAUGCCCGGGGCAACUAUUUCAUAGAUCGAGACGGUCCUCUAUUCCGUUACAUUUUGAACUUUUUAAGAACCUCAAAACUGACAUUACCUUGUGACUUCAAAGCCGAACUUCUGAGGAAGGAAGCUGACUUCUACCAGAUAGAGCCGUUGAUCCAGUCUUUAGGCGACACCACCAAGCCGCUUUACCCCUUGGACACGUUCGAGCAAGUGGUAGAACUUUCAAGUACUCGUAAGCUGUCCAAAUAUUCGAACCCUGUGGCUGUCAUUAUCACCCAACUCACCAUCACCACCAAAGUUCAUGCGUUGCUGGAAGGCAUCUCCAACAACUUCACCAGAUGGAAUAAACAUAUGAUGGACACUAGGGACUUUCAAGUGUCCUUUACUUUUGGACCAUGCGACUACCACCAGGAGGUGUCCCUUAGGGUGCAUCUGGUGGAGUACAUCUCCAAACAAGGUUUCACGAUUCGAAACACGAGAGUGCAUCACAUGAGCGAACGAGCCAAUGAAAACACGGUGGAGCACCAUUGGACGUUCUGUAGAGUUGCGCAGAAGGUUGAGGACUAAAUAACACUGCAUUCAAUUCUAUUGCAACCCAUAAUGCCAAAAUGGAUUUAAAUGGAUCGCUUGAUGGCCCUAAAAUAUUUAACGGUUAAGUGUGUAAUUCUUUAAUGUGAAAGUCUGUGUAAAGUCAGAUAUUAAAUGUGUUUCAGUUUGUCACACCACAGAAAAAUGUGUUAUUAAAGGACAAGUUCGGUAUUUUACACUUAAAGCCCUGUUUUCAGAUUGUUUAUGAUGAAAUAGAACAGUUUUGACUGAAAUUUGGACAUAUGAUGCUGGCCCGAGAAUUUUCGGGUGUUUCUUGUAUCACCUCACACCUCUAUAAUGGGUUUAUGGGAGCACAUGAACAAUCCUUCCUAAAAUGCAUUAAACUUUCAUUUACAAAGACGUGAAACUCACCGAGUGGUCAGGGGUGUUCACUUAUAUGCUCACACAAAAAUCGCUGCAAAAGAUGUUUUCCAACAGCUGUUUUACCGUUCGUUGUAAACUUGUGGACCUAUUUUUCCAAACGCCUCACACCCGUAUAUUCUUCCGUUGAAAGCUUGAAUAAUAGACACUCCAGCCCAGUUGGUGGUGAUAAUCCGCCUUUGCCAAUUGCAAGAAUACAAACGGGUUCCCGGCGCGGAGUAAUACCGUACCUCACAGCACAUCUAAUACAAGUCAAUGGAGUUGGCAAAAACUACGAUAAAACCUGUUUCAUCAUAAACAAUCUGAAAACAGGGCUUUAAGUGUAAAAUACCGAACUUGUUCUUUAACCACUAGGGCUGCAAAACGAUUAAUUGCGACUAAUCGUUUAGCAGAAUAAACGUUUUUGUUUAAAUCAUAUGUGUGUGUGUGUACUGUGUAUAAUAAUUAUGUAAAUAUAAAUACACACACAUGCAUGUAUAAUUUUAAGAAAAAAAACUAUUAAAAAAUCUAUAUAUUUAUUAUUUAUAAUUAUAUAUAAUAUAAUAUAAAUUAUAUUUAUAUUAAAAAUUGUUAUAUACACAUAUAUUUUUUAAAUAUACUUACAUUUGUAUGUAUUUAUUUAUAUAUACAUACAAAUACAAAAACUUUUAUUAUGCAAACGAUUAGUCGCGAUUAAUCGUUUUGCAGCCCUAUUAACCACCCAGCCAAAUUUGAAUGAUUAAAAAAUGGCAAGUAAAUAAAAUUAUUUAUUAAAAUCUUGAAAAAAAAACCUCAAACGUAGGGGGCGUGUCUGCUUUUGGCGACUGAAACCACGCCUACUGAAAGCUGCCAUCUCUCUCAACUAUCAAAUACCGCUACAACCUGAAUGCAUGCUCGCGAUUGUGUUAGGGGCGGGGCCAUGCUCGGUGGCUCCAGCUCCGCCCAAAUAAUCCUGAACACAGAAAUGUGUAAAAACUGUUUAACGGUGUAACUCCACAAUUCAGUACUACAUAGUUGACAGUUUUUGUAACGUGUUUCAGCAAUACAUUUCUAAAAAUGUAUAAUGCAUUUAGAAACCAUUCUUUGAAAUGACUUUACACAGACUUUAGCUUAUCCCAGCACUACAGAAUGUACACAUUGUACCAUUAAUAACUACAUUAAUUCCCAUUCUCAUGUGAAAUAUUGAUGAAUAAAGAUGUAACCAUGAAGUAGGUAGUAGCUACCUAACUAUUGCUAACCACUGUAACCACUUCUUACGAUUAUGGACAUAAGGAACAUGAAAAAUAGUAAUUAUUCCCUUUAAGGACGAGUAAUGUAUACCUCAUAUACCCGAUAUAUGCAAAAAGUAUUCUAAUAUAUAUAUAUACUGCAUCAGUGUUACGUACUGUAUGUGUUGGUGUUCAUCGUAUUUAUAAUAUUUUUUCUGAAAUUUUUGUUCAUAAGUUCAUAAAUUGUGAAUUAUGGAUCCUCAGUAUGUGCUUGGUAUGCAUGAUUGUCUGCACUACAGUUGAUUUACCGUCUGGUAUGUUCCCUUCCUUGUGCGAUGUAAAAUAUACGAUUUGUAUUUCGCAUGUUGCAUAAAAUGUCGAAGUGUCCUGUGUGGCCCUUUAUGGACAGUUUCUUUAUGGACAAUGUCAUGUUUGGACGUUUGUGGGCUUCAGCCAGACAAAUAUUGUGUCUGUGUGAAAGAGUUCAUUCAUGUGUGUAAUGAAAUUGACCUGCUCAUUAAAAACAAGCGUUUAAAUCAUA